Messenger RNA from Cucurbita maxima (winter squash), 2097 nucleotides. RefSeq names its product probable protein phosphatase 2C 46. Gene Ontology annotation, biological process: protein dephosphorylation. The transcript is spliced from 6 exons. Bases 696 to 1877 code for a protein of 393 amino acids. The record is from RefSeq and is a predicted model, not a curated record. Gene Ontology annotation, molecular function: cation binding; protein serine/threonine phosphatase activity. Lineage: Eukaryota; Viridiplantae; Streptophyta; Magnoliopsida; Cucurbitales; Cucurbitaceae.
GAAUCCCCAUUUGACAAAAUCGAUCAAAACCCUAAAAGAAACAAGCACCGUUUCGAAUCAACCACCAAAAAAUGAUCGGUGUUUGAAUACGACUCGUCAGAUUCUUGUGGAGCUAAGAAUCCAUAAAAUGGAAGCCGCUUGCUGAUCGUCGAAUCCCACCACGUGUCGUCUUGUUCUUCUCAAUCGAUCGACACGUCGCCACCUGCGCCAUAGCGAUACUCAUUUCUCCUCCUGAAAAUUUGCCCCAAGAUAUUUACCCCACUCCAUUACUGGUCUUCACGAAAUCGAAGAAAAUGACUCCACCCCACUUCCUGAUUCGUAAAAGGACAAAACCCCAUCAAAAUUUCAGUGCUGUUUGCUAAUUUUUUCAAGUUUUGUGGAGAUGGGUCGGAAGAAAAGUCAAAGAUGGGACUAAAUUUUGAGAGCUCUUCUCAGGUUUGAGAAGGAAUUUGUAGCAGUAGAAGACCCAUUUCCCUAUUUUGGGGAUCGAUGGAUCUGUUGAUCUAACAAGUUUACUUGCACAUGUAUUGCUGCGUCUCUUUUAGAUCUCCGUCGUUUUCAUUUGGUUUCGACCAGUAGUAGCUGACCCCAACUGACCAGAAUAGCCUAAUUACAGGAAGGAUUUUGAGGUGGGAUUGGUGUUGCAUCCAUUUUGGAUGUGGAGGAAUUGGAGGGUGGCUCUGGUGCAAUGAGGGAUGUUAUCAAGUUUGAUGAACUUCCUGAGGGCCUGCUGGCAGCCAUGUGCUGAUCGGCAGGCACGUCGGGGCCGUGGUUCUGAUUCAGCUGGCUGCCAAGAUGGGCUACUUUGGUACAAGGACCAUGGCCACCAUAUCAAUGGAGAGUUUUCAAUGGCUGUUGUUCAGGCCAACAAUUUACUUGAGGAUCAGAGCCAGCUUGAGUCUGGCCCCUUGAGCUUGCUCGAGUCGGGACCUUAUGGAACCUUUGUUGGAAUAUACGAUGGCCAUGGUGGCCCUGAGACAUCGCGAUUCAUAUGUGCUAACUUGUUCCAGCAUCUCAAAGUGUUUGCCACAGAAGAAAAGGCAAUGUCAGCAAAUGUAAUAAAGAAAGCAUUCCAAGCAACAGAAGAGGGGUUUCUCUCUAUUGUCACCAAGCAAUGGCCUAUGAACCCCCAGAUUGCGGCUGUUGGUUCUUGCUGUCUGGUUGGAGUGAUUUGUGACGGGAAACUCUACGUUGCGAACCUAGGUGAUUCCCGUGCCGUGUUGGGAAGGCUUGUUCAGUCCACUGGAGAAGUUCUUCCGAUUCAGCUAUCAUCAGAGCACAAUGCAAGUAUACCAUCAGUCCGCCAGGAGAUGCAGUCUUCGCACCCCGAUGACCCCCAUAUUGUGGUGUUGAAGCAUAAUGUAUGGCGUGUAAAGGGCUUGAUUCAGAUUUCUCGGUCAAUUGGAGACGUAUAUCUCAAAAAGCCAGAAUUCAACCGGGAGCCAUUGUAUGCCAAGUUUCGCCUCCAAGAACCGUUCAGUAGGCCUAUUCUGAGCUCAGAACCAGCAAUCUCUGUGCACGAACUCGAUCCGAACGAUCAAUUCCUCAUAUUUGCUUCUGAUGGGCUAUGGGAGCACCUUAGCAACCAGGAAGCAGUUGAUAUUGUUCACAAGCAUCCUCACAGUGGAAGUGCAAGGAGGUUGGUGAAAGCAGCAAUGCAGGAAGCAGCUAAGAAAAGAGAAAUGCGGUACUCGGACUUGAAGAAGAUCGACCGUGGGGUUCGGCGUCAUUUUCAUGACGACACAACGGUGAUAGUUGUGUUUCUGGGUUCGAGUGGUUCAGGAGGAAGGAGCCCUGUUUUGUCAGUGAGAGGGGGAGGGGUGAACCUAUCUGCAAAGGCUGUAGCAGCUUCUAAGCUCAACGCUACUCCCCAAUGAACAAUAAUGCAAAGCUUCUCAGGGAUGAGAGAAGGUUCACUUUGAUUCUUUAAAUGAUCUGAUCUGCUCUGCUCUGCCCUGCUCAGCUCAGCUUAGUGUAACAUUCUAAGUCAGCUUUUACUUUUUAAUUUCUUUCUAAGAACUUCUGAGGAAAGUACACUCAAAAUCUGGCGAUGGAGCUUAAUACAUGCCAUUGGGGAAUUCUUCUCCUUCUUGCAUA